AUGUCUCAAUUAAGCAAACCAAUUCGUGACUUGAUCACUACCAUCGCAGUCAAGCCUCCGGCUAAUGAUGGUGAUGGUCUUGACAAGCCAGAAAUUGAUUCUGGCACUUUGAGUCUCCUUCGCGAUCUCUUUCUGACUCCAAAGAGAAUCGAUGAUAUUUCAUCUUUUGUCAAAUUGCUUUUGACUUUGGCAUCUGGCAAACCGCUCAACGAUCGCAACUUGUUAUUGGAAAAUAUGGUCUCUUACAUGCAACAUGCACCUGCAGAUAGCGAGGUAGAACAAAAAGUUGCCGAUAAAUUUAUCACCUUGUUGUGGAAAGACUUACCGCAUCCUCCAGUUGCAUUCUUGGGUCCUGAAUACCGUUACCAUUCAGCUGACGGUAGCAAGAAUAAUCCUCUCCAACCCAGAUUGGGUGCUGCUGGUGAGCCUUAUUCACGCACCACCUCACCUAUGCAUACAAAAAGUCCUUAUAUGCCUGCACCUGAGUUGGUAUUUGAACAAUUGUUGCGCAGACGUGAAUUCACUCCUCACAGUUCUGGACUCAAUCGCUUCUUCUUCAGCUUUGCGAAUAUGGUCAUCCAUGAAAUCUUUCGAUCUGAUCCUAAUAACAAGUACGUCAACGCUACAUCAAGUUAUGUGGAGCUUUCUGUCCUUUACGGUGAUAGUCAAGACGAGCAAGAUAAAGUCCGCACUCACGAGCAAGGUCGAAUUUGGCCAGACACAUUCUCAUCUGCCCGUGUCAUGAUGAUGUCGCCAGGUAUCAUUGCAGUGGCAAUCAUGUUCUCUCGUCAUCACAAUUAUUUGGCACAACGUUUAUUUGAAGUCAAUGAGACCGGCAAAUACAAACCUUGGGACUCUUUGACGUCAGACAAAGAACGUGAAUGGCAAGACAAUGACAUCUUUCAGUUGGCACGCAACAUCAAUGUGGCCUUUUUUGCAAAAUCUGUUCUCACGGACUACGUAAGCGGAAUUCUCGAUACCGUUCGUGCAAACUCGGAUUGGCACCUUGAGCUUGGCAAGGAAAUUCGCGAUGUUCAAAAAUCACGCAUCGAAAGAGGUGUUGGCAAUAGCGUUUCGUGCGAAUUCAACGUCUUGUACCAUUGGCAUGCUGUGUUGCCAUUAAGCGAUGAAAAGUGGAUGAACGAGCAAUUUGAGCGAUUCUGCCCUGGUGUGCCUCCUGAGCAAGUCACACAGGAGCAGUUCUACACAAUGGCAGGCACAUUGACAAAAGAAGUCGAGAGCAUAUCCCCAAAUGCUCGUACGUUUAGCAAUUUGAAGCGUGGUGAUGACGGAGCUUUUGAUGAUACUCAAUUGGGCGAAUUGAUCAAAGACUGCAUCGACGAGACUGCUCAUAGCUUUGGCGCCCGUUCAACGCCUGCUUCUUUCAAAGCCAUCGAAGUUGCAGGUAUUUUGCAAGCUCGAAACUUGUUUCAAGUCGGUACGAUGAACGAGUUCCGUGAAUAUCUGUAUUUGAAAAGAUUCAACUCUUUCCUUGAAUGGAAUCCAGAUCCAAAAAUUGCUCUGGCUGCCGAGAAACUUUACGGACACAUUGACAAUCUCGAACUGUACCCUGGUUUAAUGGCAGAAGAAUCCAAACCGCAUGUCCCGGGAAGUGGCUUGCAGCCUGGACAUACUAUUGGACGCGGUAUUUUAGCCGAUGCAAUCUCUCUCGUUCGUGGUGAUCGCUUCUUGACGUAUGAUCUCAAUGCAUCAACGUUGACGAAUUGGGGCUUGGCUCAGGUAGAAGCCGCUCCAGGUGCAUAUGGUGGUCAUCUAGCCCAUGUUCUUUACCGUGGGCUUCCAAAUGCUUGGGGCUCAGGCAAUUCGACAUAUUCUUUGUUGCCGUUCUACACCCCAGUUGCAGUUCAAAAGAUCUUGCAUGAUAAUGGCACCUUGUCACGAUACGACGUUAGCCGUCCAUUGCCUUCUAAUGACUUGCAUGUGCUGAAAACACGCCUCGCAGUCGAGAAGGCAUUGGCCGAUCCUCUCACUUUUGCAGUGGACACUACGAAUUUGGACAUUGUGACUGGCAAAGAUGGCAAAAUUGGUCACAGAAACAGCUUGUUGCUCCAUGAGCCAGCUGCGCAAAAAGCAUUCUUUGAGCCUGGCUUCGAUGCUAACGUCAUCCAGUACUUUAGCCAAACUACUCGCGAAAAGAUUCAAGAGUAUUCGCUGGGUGUCGAUGCAACUUCUUCCACGAAACAACUGGACGUGAUCAAGGAUAUCAUUAAUGUUGUACCAAUCUAUUGGAUCGCUGGUAAGGUUGGCAUUCCACUCAAGACAAACGAAACACCUCAAGGUCUUGUGACCGUGUAUGACUUGCACAACACUUUGUUGACUUUGGCAGCAUUUGUUUCUGGUGUAUACACACCGGAAGAUGCUUUUGGCUUACGUGAAGCAGCUGUGAAGCAAUCUGUUCAUGUUCGCAAGAUUUUGGAACAUCGCUUUUUGACGACCAGUGGAGCUCGUGCUUUUGUCGCAUAUAUGAUUACACGAGGUUCACAGUACGAAUUAAGCACAAGUGCCAAGCGUGUUUAUGCAAGUCUGCAUUCUGACUGCAUCUCGAUGCAUCAGGCUGUUGCGGGGUUGCUUGCAAUUAUUCUUCCGUCCACUGUGGAAUUGACAACGCAAACGGGCUUAUUAUUGGACCUAUUCAUGAAUCCCGACUAUGCAGAAACGUUGGAACGCUUGAUUGAGCUGGCAAACCGUGAAGAUAAGGCUGCAUGCAAGGAAUUUAUUUUCUUGAUCAAUGAAGGAAUCCGUUUGCGUCCUGCUACUGCGGGCGUGGUGCGUAAAGUGACGGAGAAUACUACCGUUCGUGAUGGCGAGAAUGCAGUGAAGAUCAAAAAGGGUGAAAAAGUCUUGUUGGCGACUUCUUUGGCGAAUAUGGACCCUGAUGCGUUCCCUAAUCCUACUCGUUUGGGACCCUUUGUGGACCGUACGGAAGAUGAUUUGCAAGGCGUUACAAGUCAAUCACCAGUUCUUUUGUCUGCCAUUGUGACGAUGUUGAAAGAGAUUUUCAAAUUGCCUAACAUUCGCCCGGCAAAAGGCGUUUCAGGUACAGUGGUUGGCGUCAGUGAUUUGAUUGGAGAUGUUCAACUUCGCAAGUACAUUGGCCCUCACUCGAAGGAAGUUCAAGGACCGGUAUCUUUGGUGGCAGAAUUUGAUUUGUGA
Molecule: messenger RNA, 3174 nt
Organism: Meira miltonrushii
Lineage: Eukaryota; Fungi; Basidiomycota; Exobasidiomycetes; Exobasidiales; Brachybasidiaceae
Product: linoleate diol synthase
Exons: 2
Coding region: 1-3174 (1057 amino acids)
Biological process (GO): response to oxidative stress
Molecular function (GO): iron ion binding; oxidoreductase activity, acting on paired donors, with incorporation or reduction of molecular oxygen; monooxygenase activity
Source: RefSeq, a predicted model, not a curated record